Messenger RNA from Pistacia vera, 651 nucleotides. RefSeq names its product cysteine-rich receptor-like protein kinase 6. The record is from RefSeq and is a predicted model, not a curated record. NCBI's taxonomy places the organism in Eukaryota, Viridiplantae, Streptophyta, Magnoliopsida, Sapindales, Anacardiaceae. Bases 1 to 651 code for a protein of 216 amino acids. The transcript has 2 exons.
AUGGGUUCAAAAAUUAAAAUUAUGGCUUCUUCUAGACUGUGUUUCUUUCUUUCUCUAUAUUUUAUUUACUAUUUUGAUCUCACCAUUGCUGAUGAGCUAGAAUCUUUGCACCAUGACUGUUAUGUCAACAAUGGUAAUUAUACCACCAAUAGUACUUACCAUGUAAACCUCAAUCACCUUCUAAAUUCCCUCUCCAAUACUACCCCCAUAGCCAAUGGAUUUUACCAUUCCUCUUAUGGGGAAAAUCCCGACAAAGUUUAUGGAAGUGCAAUCUGCAGACCAGACAUGGAUCCGGAUAGUUGUCGCGACUCGGAACCUGACAUCUCUCUAAAAUGUGGACACGGCAGUGAGGCUGCAGCUGGGGGUUCUAACAAGUAUGCUGCUGGAAAAGAAGCUGUUUCAGAUACUGUAACAUUAUAUGGACUUGUUCAGUGUACUCCUGACUUAACCGAAAGUAAAUGCAAUGAGUGCCUCAUUGAUACUAUCAAAUUCAUGCAAAAUUGUUGUGAUACAAGGCAAGGGGGAAGAGUAAUUACCCCAAGCUGUAGUUUUAGAUACGAGACAAACGAAUUCUACAAGUCUUCAAUUGCAGGACCUCCAGUCUCCUCUCCUACACCGUCAACCAGUCCCACAACUCAGAAAGGUCUAUAG